GCCCAAAUGGCGUCCAUUUCAACUAUCAUACGAUCGGUUUGCUGUUGAGUCAGUCGGUGCGCGCAUGCCAAAUGGCGUAGUGCAUGAGCAAUCGAGAGGAAGUGGCGGGUGAUCUGGGUCCGCACCUUUUCCGGUAACAGCACCGCCACCGAAGCUAGUGACGACCCUGUGACUGAACGGCUGUAGAGAGAGGGAGAGGCAAGAGCGGGGAGAAUCAACCUGGGGACCAGGGGGUUGCCGCAGUUGCUGGUAGGCUGCCUAAUAAAUUUUUCAACGCCUCACAGUUUUUGGAGAGAGUAGAGAGAGGAAGAGCUGAAAGUCGGAUGAAUGAAUGAAUCAUUGACCCUUUGAACAUUCUAGACCUGGAUGUCCGACCGGAGGUGAUCUUAUUUGUCUCCGGUACAAUGAACUCCCGAAUAAAAUCGUUUUUUUGAAUCUGGCAAAUGGAAUAAGGGCAAGUGGACAACCGGCAGACAAGGAGGAAGUCGGAACUAGCACGGGCUUUUGAAAGGGCCUAAUUUAAUUAGUCUAUAUUUAAUAUUCCUUACCGCUUUAUAGAAAACGCUAAGGUACGCACCGGGAAAAGAAAUUGGAAUUUAAAGGAUAUCAUUGCGCUAAACGUAGAAUAGACCCUACGUUUUAAAUCGGAGUGUUGUGGAUUUGAUUCAUAUUCCCCACCCUCUUCCGUUCACCUAGACGUCCCAUUGUCAAACAUUUCAAUUUGCCUUUGCAUCCCCCUCUGAGAGUGGUAUUUUUUCCAUUGUUUGGUCGCGAUUCUGGCCACAAGUGUAUCUGGAAAAAACUUUUGUAACUGCCUCCGUCUUAAUUUUUUAUAUAUAGUUGUGUCAACCUACAACUGAUCGACUGUCACGUGGACCUGUGCUGUCAGGCAACCUGCCACAGCAGUAGAAACGAAAACCUGAAACUUUAUUUUUAUACAAAACAUUUCUGCUCUAUUCGAAAUCAAAGGGAAGAUACUUUAUUUUUUUUUCACCACUCUUCUAAGGAAGUAGAUAUUUAUGCCCAGCCUACAAAAUGGGGAAAAUGCUUUCAAAGAUCUUUGGCAACAAGGAGAUGAGGAUAUUGAUGCUUGGACUUGAUGCUGCUGGCAAGACCACCAUCCUCUACAAACUGAAGCUAGGCCAGUCGGUCACAACAAUCCCCACAGUGGGUUUCAAUGUGGAGACGGUCACCUACAAAAACGUGAAGUUUAAUGUUUGGGAUGUCGGGGGCCAGGACAAGAUCAGGCCCCUGUGGAGGCAUUACUACACCGGCACCCAGGGACUCAUCUUCGUGGUAGACUGCGCAGAUAGGGAUCGGAUCGACGAGGCCCGCCAGGAGCUCCACCGGAUCAUCAACGACCGGGAGAUGAGAGACGCCAUCAUCCUGAUCUUCGCCAAUAAGCAGGACCUGCCGGACGCCAUGAAGCCACACGAGAUCCAGGAGAAGCUGGGCCUGACCCGGAUCAGAGAUAGGAAUUGGUACGUUCAGCCGUCCUGCGCUACCACCGGAGAUGGACUAUACGAGGGCCUGACCUGGCUCACCUCAAAUUACAAGUCUUAAUGUUCAGGACUUCUUAUGCUCAUCCUGGACUGUUCACUUUCAGUAACAAGCAAAAAAAAAAAAAGUGAAAUGAACAAGAGAUGGUGGGGGGAAAAAAUGACAAGCUGAGAGAGUAAAUGAUUAACAUGACCUCUCAGAUGAUUAAUGUAUACAAAUGAGAAGUUUAAUUAUACUCCCCUCCUUGCUUUUGAUAAUGAUAAUGACUUCCCUAUAACCCAUAUUUUCUUUAUAAACAAAAAUACUAUUGU
Esox lucius (northern pike) is the source of this 1811-nucleotide messenger RNA. It is a transcript of the gene arf6a, whose product is annotated as ADP-ribosylation factor 6a. Gene Ontology annotation, biological process: vesicle-mediated transport; intracellular protein transport. Bases 1036 to 1563 code for a protein of 175 amino acids. The record is from RefSeq and is a predicted model, not a curated record. Gene Ontology annotation, cellular component: cytoplasm. NCBI's taxonomy places the organism in Eukaryota, Metazoa, Chordata, Actinopteri, Esociformes, Esocidae. Gene Ontology annotation, molecular function: GTPase activity; GTP binding. The transcript is spliced from 2 exons.